Molecule: messenger RNA, 3268 nt
Organism: Oenanthe melanoleuca
Lineage: Eukaryota; Metazoa; Chordata; Aves; Passeriformes; Muscicapidae
Gene: MAPK15
Product: mitogen-activated protein kinase 15
Exons: 13
Coding region: 18-1697 (559 amino acids)
Biological process (GO): intracellular signal transduction; protein phosphorylation
Cellular component (GO): nucleus; cytoplasm
Molecular function (GO): ATP binding; MAP kinase activity
Source: RefSeq, a predicted model, not a curated record
GUCAGGGAGGCGCCGCCAUGAGCCCGCCCGAGGUGGAGCCGCUCGUGUGCCGCAAAUACGAGAUCAAGAGGCGCCUGGGCAAGGGGGCCUAUGGCAUCGUCUGGAAGGCAAUUGACCGCAAGACAGGAGAAACUGUUGCUGUUAAAAAGAUUUUUGAUGCUUUCAGGAACAGAACAGAUGCUCAGAGAACAUUUCGAGAGAUUAUGUUCCUGCAGGAAUUUGGGGAACAUCCAAAUAUCAUCAAAUUGCUCGAUGUUAUCCAAGCAGAGAAUGACAAGGACAUCUACCUCAUCUUCGAGUCCAUGGAGACCGAUUUACAUGCUGUGAUUAAGAAGGGGAAUUUGCUGAAAGACAUCCACAAGUGUUACAUUCUUUACCAACUCCUGAAGGCAACUAAAUUCAUCCACUCAGGGAAUGUUAUUCACAGAGAUCAAAAGCCUUCCAAUGUGCUGCUGGAUGGCCAGUGCUGUGUGAAGCUGUGUGACUUUGGCCUGGCCCGUUCCCUGUGCCAGCUGGGCGAGGAGCAGCCCAGCCCUGCGCUCACCGAGUACGUGGCCACGCGCUGGUACCGAGCGCCCGAGAUCCUGCUGGCCUCCCGCAGUUACACUAAAGGUGUAGACAUGUGGAGCAUUGGCUGUAUUCUUGGAGAGAUGCUGCUUGGAAAGCCCCUUUUUCCUGGAACAUCAACAAUGAAUCAAAUAGAGCAGAUCCUGAGGGUCAUCCCUGCUCCAUCCCCAGAAGAUAUUUUGGCUCUGCAGUCAGAGUACAAGGCCUCAGUUAUUAACCACAUGAGUUCCCGGCAGCGAGUAGCAUUUGAGGAGAUUUUCCCAUCCUCUACUCCACUGCCUGCCUUGGAUCUGCUGAAGAAACUUCUGGUUUUUAACCCUGACAAGCGGCUCACAGCAGAGGAGGCUCUGCAGCAUCCCUAUGUGAGCAGAUUCCACUGUCCUUCCAGGGAGCCUUCUUUGGAUUUUGAUGUGAUCCUUCCUUUGGGUGAUGAUGUCCAGCUGUCUGUGGCAGAAUACAGAAAUAAAUUAUAUGAGAUGAUCCUUGAAAAGAAGUCAAAGAGCCUUCCAAAGGAGCAAGGGCAGAGAGAAAACAUUCAGCUGAGCCAGUCUCAAUCCAGCACACUUCUCCCAGGUUUCAGCUCAGUGACUGUACCCACCAGGAAAGACCAGCAAGAACCAACACCCCCUCUUCUAAACCCUUCACAUGUGCAUGCUGGAGCCACAGCUGGGCUCCAGCCAACAGGAUCCAGCCAGAGCAAGGAUUUGGCCAGAACUGUGUGUCAGAGGUCACAGAACAGUGUAAUGAUGUACAAUCCUAUCACACACACCACUGUGCAGAGAAAGGCAAAUCCUGGUGCUGGGAUCAGGAACUGUUCUGCACCACCUCAACAGUUCAGAAUCUCCAACAAUGAGAAACUAGGGAGACAAAUCACAAGGCCAGACACUCGACUCUCUCCUACGACUGUGCAGAACCUCUACAAUAAUCCCAGAAGCUCCCAGUGUCACAACAAAGAGGUUCAUCCCCUUCUGAAGCCCAGUAAAAAGAUGUUCCAGAUCACUGCAAACGUGGAAGCUGCAGGUGAUCCAAGGGCAUCCAUGGGCAGCUACUCCCAGGCCUAUGGAACCAUCAGUAAAUCUGCACUGCAGAGUCUUCCAAUAGCAAAGGCCUCCAAAAGCCCUGAGCAGUGACUGUGGAGAUACUCCAGACAGGUGAAGUACUCCUCAUCCCUCAGCCCCUGGCCAAGCAAGGGCAGCAGGGGAGAGCACAAUAUGAGGAAAUGCUUUAUUCACUGCUUAGGCCAAUGUCCUCCUUUCCUCUGGACAAGCUAAUAGGAAAGGGAAUCCAACUCCUGUGCCUUCCAGUCUCAGCAGUCAAGAACACAGCACACCCUGAGAACAGUGAAAGCUGUCAGUUCAUACUCCUUGUUAGAAUUACUGCAAAAAAUCACAGAAAACUGCAUUAUUCUGAUACUUUAGUGGUUUUUAGACAUAUUUAGGGUCCAGCAAACCUCCUGAAGUUCAACAAGGCCAUGUGCAAGGCCAAGAAAAUGUUCUGAGGGCUUGAGCCCCUCUGCUCUUGGAGACAGGCUGGGAGAACUGGAGGUGUCCAGCCAGGAGGAAAGAAGGCUCUGGGAAGACCUUUGAGCCCCUUCUAGUGCCUAAAGAGGUUCUGGGAGAGCUGGAGAGGCACUUUGGACAUGGGUCUGGAGUGUCUUCAAGGCUUCCUCCUGACAGAGGGCAGGGGUAGAUCGGAUGUUGGGAAGAAAUUCUUCCCUGGGAGGGGGCUGAGGCCCUGGUGCAGGGUGCCCAGAGAGGCUGUGGCUGCCCCAUCCCUGGAAGUGUUCCAGGCCAGGUUGGACAGGGCUUGGAGCAGCCUGGGACAGUGGAAGGUGUCCCUGCCAUGGCAGGCAGGGGUUGGAACUUGGUGAUCUUUAAAAGGUCCUUUCCAACCCAUUUGAGGAUUCUUCAGCAGUCUGCCUAAAUAGUGGAUGUUUUCUUGAGUAGAACAAGUAACUGUUCUCUGAAGACCAUGAAGAACUAACUCUUCACAGAUAACCUUACAAUCUUACUUAUUUCUAUGACUGUUCAAGGCUAGAUUAACAGAAUUCAUUAUGGUCUGGUUUUGUUAAAAUCAAGUAGAGAAGCAUUUGAAAUACAGAUGGGUUCUUCUACAAUAUUUUACAGCUUCCCUAGUGUGUAAUAUUGUAAUAAUAAUUCCUUUAUAUUGCACUGCAGAAAUCUUUUGUCUUUCAAGCAGCAUUUUAUAUGUUGAGGGCAAAACUGCCUAUUGGUAGAACUGUCUUCUUCAAGGAAUAAUUGGUCAUUUUUAUUUUUGCUUUCAGAAGGCAAAGUUUCAUGAGGUACUAUUGCUGUGACAUCGUAAAGGUGUUGCCAGUCUACAGUGGGACUACAGGAAACUUUAUAUUCCUGUCUCAGUGAUGAUUUUGGAUACAUUUUUCUCAUUAACCUCUGUCCCUGAGGUUUUACUCUACCUGUGAUGAAUAACUCUCAGCUGUUCAUGCUGCUCCAGACCUGUCACCUCAUGAGCUGCAGCUAUACUGUCAAGGAAGUCACUACUUAGCCAAGGCAGGAUUUUGAUUUAGAAGCUUAUUUCAACUCAGACUCACCUGAAAAGGCCUCCUAAAACCAAGUCCUUCUCCAUCAACAGCACCUCAGCAGUUUCCUUCAGCUCAGCCCCUAAAGCAAGUAAUUCCCUAUGCACAAAGGACAAAGCACAAGCAAACCCACAGGCUCAGGAA